CUGGUUCUAGCCCUGAGCUCUAUUCAGAGCUGCCUCCCAGAGUCCCAGCAGGAGCACCAUGAAGUCCACCAGGUUCUCCUUCUUCUCUGCGAUGGCUCCCUUCCUCAUCCUCUGGGCUCAGCUGCCGUCAGUGCCCGCCCCAUUUUCAGAUGUCUGCAGCACCUUCCCAAAGGACUCUGACCGGUGUGGCGACCCCAAACCGCGCUUCUUCUACAACUCCACCUCCAAGGCAUGCGAACCCUUCACCUUCAGAGGCUGCUUGUGGUACCGCAACCGCUUUUACACCAUCGAAGAAUGCCAGCGCCACUGUGGAUGGAUUGAAAAGCCUGGCUCCUGCCUCCCGAGUCCUCAAAACAUCACCCUGGAGUGCUUGGCCGAGUGCCUUCAUGACGGAAACUGCCCUGCGGAUGAGAAGUGCUGUUCUUAUGGCUGUGCCUUGCGCUGCUCUAAGCCCAUCAAAGAUAUUUGCAAGCUGCCUUCAGAUUACGGCGCCUGCCAUGGAAAAUUCCGGAGCUGGUAUUACGACGAGCGUGACCAAAAGUGCAAGAAGUUCACCUACAGCGGCUGCCUCGGAAACAAGAACAACUUCAGGAAGCGCAAGGAGUGCCUGGCCAGGUGCAAACCAGCAGGGUCUUCCUAAGACUUCCUCGCUCACCCACUGCCUGGCCCAAGGCCCUCAAACCCGGCCAGCCUGCGAUGGCCUCACGUGAGAAGAGAUGGCAUCGCACAGACAAUUAUCCGGGUACAGGAAUGAAUCCAUGCUUCCGCGAAGCGUCCGCCGCUGCAAGAAACUUCCUGGUGGUUGACAUGGGCUUCUCCCAAGGGGGUGUGGCAUUGCUCCUGGUGGGGUGCAAAGGACCGCAUUCUCUAAGAGUUUGCACCCUUCUUCGUAUGCAUGUAUCCAUGCUGUGCAAAGGCCGGCAUGUGGCAAAUGAAGCCAGGCAGCCAAUAGGCGCUUGCAGAAACUCUGGUAUGAACUCUCAUAAUAAUAAUAAUAAUAAUAAUUUAUUAUUUGUACCCUGCCCAUCCGGCUGGGUUUCCCCAUCCACUCUGGGUGGCUUCCAGCAAAGAUUAAAAUCUCCUCAGAGGAGGAAGAGGAAGACGAGGAGGGAAGAGAGUUCUGCCUUCCUUGCUGCCACCUCACUUGAGUGCUUCCUGGGUGCUUCUUCCCACCUGCCACCGCUUCCCUGUUCUUCCAGAAGCACACACAACUGGAGGACUCAUAGAACCAUGGAAUGGUAGAGUUGGAAGGGUUCCCCAGGGGUCAUCUAGCCCAACCCCCUUCAAUGUAGGAAUCACAGCUCAAGCAUCCCUGACAGAUGGAUUGGCCACCCAACCUCUGCUUAAAAACCUCCAGGGAAGGAGAGGCCACCACCUCCUGAGGGAGACCGUUCCACGGUUGAACAUCUCCCACAGCCAGAAAGUUCUUCCUGAUGUUUAAUCGGAAUCUCCUUUCUUGUAACUUGAAGCCAUGGGUUCAAGUCCUACUCUCCAGAGAAAAAGAAAACGAACCUGAUCCCUCUUCCAUGGGGCAGCCCUUCAGCUAUUGGAAGACUCACGUCACCUCUGGCACUCACAUCACCUCUCCGUCUUCUCUUCUCCAGGCUAAACAUCCCCAACUCCCUCCACCGUUUCUCACAAGACUUUGCUUCCACACCCUUGACCCUCUUGGCCCCCCUCCUCUGCAUACCUUCCACCUUGUUGGGGUCCUUCUGGAGUGUUUUUGCAACUGCUGUGGCCAUCGCUCAAGGGGAAGGUGUAGCAGACCAGGCAGGGCUUCCCUUUCACGGUCCAAAAAGCCACAAAUGUGAGGGGAGGAGAAGAGGGGGUCAGGUUGUGUUGACAGGCAAGCAAGGCUUGAACCACAACCUUUUUAGGGGAUGCUGUGGUAGAAACAGGGGCAAACGAAGGCUAACCGUCGCCUGCGCACGCCUUGCGACGCUAUGUACGACGCAUGCAUGGCGUCGCUACGUAGGGUGCAUGUGCGGCGUCGCUACGCACAGCGCAUGGAUGCAACACCACGCAUGUGUUGUACGUAGCAGUUUGUCGCCGGCGCCGCUGGAACGGUGGCGGGAUCCUCUGCUUGCGGCUGCAGCACCCCACAGGGUGCCUUCUUGUCAACCCCCCUGACAUGGCACCCGGGGCAAACCGCCCCCCGCCCCCCCUUGCAACACCACUGGGUAAAAAGGGGGACAUGUGAAGGCAGAGAGGAAGCAGCCUUACCCCAGGGUGACAGCAUCCCCUCCAGCCCCCUUUCCCCGGCCCUGGAGCUGAGGAACCUUUUGAGGGACACAUUCCAAUGGGGGUAAUCUCUUGGGAGCCACAUACUGUACCAGGGAUGGGGGGGGGGGGGGAGAGACUGAAGUUAAAUGUGGUCUCUCCCUUCUUCCUUCCUUCCUUCCUUCCUUCCUUCCUUCCUUCCUUCCUUCCUUCCUUCCUUCCUUCCUUCCUUCCUUCCUUCUCUCUCUCUCUGCAUAGGGAGGGGGGGAUUUUUGCCAAGGUCCCAGUCCACGGAGAGAGGAGGGUUCACCUCAACCCUCCCCAGCCGCCUCUCCAGUGGAAAUCCCCCACCCCAUGCAUGGCAGAGCUGAAGGGGAGGGGCACAGACAGCCCCCAAAACUGGUGGCAAGGGACUACUGAUCUCUCAGGCCUGACUGGCAGCUUCCUUCCAGGGCCUCCGGCAGAGAACUGUCCUUUUCCAUUUCCCGACAUUCAUUUUUUAUUUUUUUUAAAAAGAUAUUUAUAUACCAUUAACCAGGUGAACUUUGCAAAGCAGUUUACAUAGGGAUAUUAAAUCCAUAAGCCUCAAUUAAGCACCUUUAAGUUAUACAAUAAAACAGCCAAGGCAAGCGACAAACAGUAUUUUCAUUUAUUUAUUCUUGGAAGGUCAGCUGUCUCUCCGCAGCCUCAGGGUAAGGUGGUUCCCGAGCAGCUUGCUGAAAAGGAGAAGCUGCCUCAGGAUCACAGAAUUGCAGAGUCAGAAGGGACCCCCAGGUUCAUCUAGUCCAACCCCCAGCAAUGCCGCAGUCACAGCUAAACAAUCUCUGCUUUUAAAAACCUGGGGGUGUUCUUGGGACUUUCUGCAUGCUGAGCCUGUAGUCCACGGAUGACAAGUGGUCCUUCUCCAAGACUUAAACGGCGGAGUGGGCUUCGUACACAACCAAGAUCAACUGUGAUCAUAUCUGGAUCCAGGGAUUUCAUGUUUUGUGGCAGAUCAAGGGGGGAUGGGGGUGGGGGGAGGCACUUCAUUCUGGGUGCUGACCGGAUGGCUCCAUCUCUCAGUCGAGAGCCCCUCACACACCUCAAGGGGGGGGUCUUUGCCCCAGUUGCUCUCCUCCUCCCUCCUUCUCUCGCUUAGCUUAACCUUUUUGGAAUCUUUGUUCAGAAUUGUUUCGCUUAACAAUGUGAUACUAUUAUAUCAUUGUAACGUUGUCUUUGGGGGGAAUUGGACAAUUGUAUUUUUGAGGGGGGGUUUUCUACAAUCAAGCUUUAUACAAAAUAAAUUACGAAAUAAAUAUGGUGCUUUUAUAUUGUUGAUAUUGUAAUGGUGGGUGGGUGAGCUGCCUGGGGUGAGGUGUGCCUACGGUAUCUUAAAAUCAGAUUCUCCCACCUCUCCGUGGCUGCAGGGAUUAAACUCCUUAAAUGUAGCGAAAGGUCUCUGGAGGUCUUCUCAUGGAGGAGAGGCUAAAGAGGCCUGUUCCAGCAUCCCAACAUCCCACCAUGGGAUGUGCCGGCCCCCCUGGGACCCAUGGCUGCUGGAAUGGCCACUGUAUGGCUGCUGCUGGUGGGUCAGACCCAGGGAUGCCAUGCAGGUGUGGUUUUAGUUUUGCUCUUCAUGUCAAUCCGAUUUUGAUGAAUCACAAAACUAAGUCAGCAGGAGCGGUGAGAAGCAAAGGCCUGCUUUGGCCAAUACCGGUACAUCAUCAACCGAACAGGAAGGCAAUUGAGGUGGCCAAACAGCACCAAAGCAAAGGGCCUGGUAUUUGCCAGGCAAGCGGAGAGGGUGUUUGAUAUAUGUGGUCCUGCUCCACCAGGUAUAGAUUUACAACACUUAACAGCAACUGAUGGGUUUAGGGGAAUGCAGGCAGGCUGUUUUUGAAAAGGCUACUGCAGGCAGCUAAAGAAAAGGCUAGUUUGAUCAUUGAUCAUUGAUCACGGCUUAGGGAGCUGGGUAUGUUUAGCCUGGAGAAGAGAAGGUUAAGGGGUGAUAUGAUAGCCAUGUUCAAAUAUAUAAAAG
Messenger RNA from Zootoca vivipara (common lizard), 4237 nucleotides. Its product is annotated as BPTI/Kunitz domain-containing protein. Gene Ontology annotation, cellular component: extracellular region. The record is from RefSeq and is a predicted model, not a curated record. Gene Ontology annotation, molecular function: serine-type endopeptidase inhibitor activity. Lineage: Eukaryota; Metazoa; Chordata; Lepidosauria; Squamata; Lacertidae.